Brugia malayi is the source of this 663-nucleotide messenger RNA. RefSeq lists its product as uncharacterized. The transcript has 4 exons. The coding region runs from base 1 to 663 and encodes 220 amino acids. NCBI's taxonomy places the organism in Eukaryota, Metazoa, Nematoda, Chromadorea, Rhabditida, Onchocercidae. The record is from RefSeq and is a predicted model, not a curated record.
AUGGCUUCUUCAUUUCGUUAUUCGACGGCUUUUCUUGGUACAUUAACUGCGAUCUUAUAUUAUCGCUAUAUUAUUGUACCACUCAUACUUGUAUUACGAAUUGUUGAUGCGGUAACAUGUCCAUCUGAAUCAUCCGGUUCUGGUGUUAUCGGUAGUAGCAGUAGUAGUAGUGGCUUGAAUAAACCGGCAGCGAUCACAAAACGGAAAGUAUGUCCAGAUUUUAAGAAUAAUGAAGAUGAAAAAUAUUGCUGUCCAUCUCAUAUUAUUCCCGGAAGUUACUAUUGCUGCUCCCAGGAACAUCUCUAUAAAAUUGAAGCCGAGCAGGCAGCCGAAAUUAGGCGACAGUUCAUCAAGAACUACCUCGCUGUAAUUAUAGUUGGCGUAAUUGGUGCACUCAUACUGUUGACGGUAAUGACGAUGUGCCUUUGUAAAAAUCUUUCAUUUUGUCCUAUGAAUGCUGCCAAAUCAACAUGCUCAACAGCACAGGGAAUACAGCAGCGUUACCGUCCUGUAGAUACGUUAUCCACGAAACCGGUCACUUAUGAAGCUCCACCACCAUAUGAAAGUUCGCUAGAUGAAGAUCCACAACGAAGAAAUGAUUGGCAUUGUUUAUUGGAAAAUCAAGUUAACGAUACAAGGCAAGACGGGGCAAUAUUUCAGUGA